Molecule: messenger RNA, 1137 nt
Organism: Drosophila rhopaloa
Lineage: Eukaryota; Metazoa; Arthropoda; Insecta; Diptera; Drosophilidae
Product: protein bottleneck
Exons: 1
Coding region: 39-986 (315 amino acids)
Source: RefSeq, a predicted model, not a curated record
GCUGGCUGCAACAUCACAGUCGCAUCUGAACCUUCAUCAUGAGCAUCAGCACAUUCAACUUCCAGUUCUACAACUACAAGCUGAGUCCUUCGUCGCCGGGCUUUGGCAGUUCGGCCUCCCGUUCCUCCUCCUCAUUUAUCAGCGAACUGGAAAUGGACAUUGACGAGGACAUGUCGGCGGUAACCAGGCCAACAAUCACGUCCACGCCCAAGCCGCGUUUUACCAGCCAACUGGCCGUGGAAUUGGCCAAAACGGAGCCCGGUAAUGGCAUUUCCCCGCUGCGACCCAAAUUGCACACGGCCCAAAAGCGCUGGUCCAUGGAGUUGAGGGAGAAAGUGCUGGAAAUGUCCAAGCGAAAUAAUGGCCAGGAGAAACAGCAGACCACAGGAAAGCAGGAGCAACUGCAACAGGAGCAACAUGAGCAACUGCAACAUGUGCAACAUGAGCAACUGCAACAGGAGCAACUGCAACAUGUGCAACAUGAACAAGAACCCACUGUCACCGACAAAAUCAACUUCUUCAACAAGCUGACCAACACCUUUGAGUCGGGCUUUAACAAACUGCUGCCACCAAGUGGCACCAGCAGCAAUCGCUUUAUAGCCAUGUUGCGCUCCACCCGUCCACAAAAUAUUGCCACCACCACCAAUAGCAGCACUUCCAACAGUUUCCUGGGCAGCAAUCCUAGUCUCAGUGGUGCGGUGACCGGUCAAGUGCCACCACCCAAGCCCAAAAGACUAGCGGCCACCACUGCCCAGUUUGCCACGCCCCUUUCCCCUGGAAUGGGCGUGGGAAAGGGGGGCAGCCAGCGGAAAUGCUCCCUGCGUCGCAAACCCUCAAUGGACAAGUCCAGGGCCACCAUUUCGAGGCAGAAUUCCAGUGCCUCGGUGAGAACCCAGAACCACGCCAUCAUGGAGGACCUCAGUCUGGUGGUUCCCGUUCGAUUGCGCAUCGCCGAGUACGAGCAGCGAAUCUCGAUGAGCGCCUGAGUUCAAGGAUCCCAAAUACAAUAACUUAAACACCCUAAUUAACGUAAUUGUAAGUUCCCAAGGAUAGCCUCUACUUUAACCAUAAGUUAGCCUAAGCUUUAAAAGACAAUUUUUAUAGACAAUUCAAAUAUACAAUAUCUGAAGCAAGAAA